This is a messenger RNA of Triticum dicoccoides, 1583 nucleotides long. RefSeq names its product NAC domain-containing protein 43-like. Gene Ontology annotation, molecular function: DNA binding. The record is from RefSeq and is a predicted model, not a curated record. The coding region runs from base 259 to 1470 and encodes 403 amino acids. Gene Ontology annotation, biological process: regulation of DNA-templated transcription. NCBI's taxonomy places the organism in Eukaryota, Viridiplantae, Streptophyta, Magnoliopsida, Poales, Poaceae. The transcript has 3 exons.
UAAUCCUAUUACAAGGCUAGCUAGCUUGGCAGUAGCUAUAUAUAACUACCCCCCGUCCAUUGCCAUUGUUUCCUUGCACCCCAUCACCGGCAACAACCUCAUCCCCCUCGACUCGAUCGACUCCAUCGUUUCCCCUCCCCUCCUGCUCCCUCCCAUCAAUUAUCGCUAGUUGUGUGUAGCAUUUCACUCCAGCUAUAGUAGUGUCUUCUUUAUCUAUCCUAUAGUGAUCUCUGUGUGCGUGAGAUUCACCGAUCCACCAUGAGCAUCUCCGUGAAUGGGCAGUCGGUGGUGCCGCCGGGGUUCCGGUUCCACCCAACGGAGGAGGAGCUGCUCACCUACUACCUCGCCAAGAAGGUGGCGUCCCAGCGCAUCGACCUCGACGUCAUCCGCGACGUCGAUCUCAACAAGCUCGAGCCAUGGGACAUCCAAGAGCCCUGCCGGAUCGGAACUGGCCUGCAGAACGACUGGUAUCUGUUCAGCCACAAGGACAAGAAGUACCCGACGGGGACACGCACCAACCGCGCCACCGCCGCCGGGUUCUGGAAGGCCACCGGCCGGGACAAGGCCAUCUACUCCGCCGCCGGGUCCGGCCGCAUCGGCAUGCGCAAGACGCUCGUCUUCUACAAGGGCCGUAGCCCACACGGCCACAAGUCCGACUGGAUCAUGCACGAGUACCGCCUCGACGCCGCCGCCCCCGUCAACCCCACGGCCGGCGAGGCCACCUACUACUCCAGUGACUCAUUCCCGAUACAAGGCCUAGCCGGCGAACAGCCGUCGGCGCCGGAGGACGGGUGGGUCAUCUGCCGGGUGUUCAAGAAGAAGAACAUCGUCGUGCAGCGCCAAGCUGGCCAGAACCGCGGCGGUGGCGGCGCAGCGUCCAGCAAGCUAGUCGGCGCCGGUGCCAUGGAGAGCAGCCAGAGCAACUGCUCGUCGACGUUGACGGCCGGCAGCGACCGCGCCAAGGCGCAGAUGAUGCACUGCUCCGCCAGCGACGACGGGCUCGACCACAUCCUCAGCUACAUGGGCCGCUCAUCCACGGCAUCGUGCAGGCAGGAGACCAAGCCCACCAACCCAUCAUCGUCAGCGCUGGACCACCUGAUCAACAACGCGUGCCACAGCGGCAGCAGCACCCUGUACGACAAGUUCAUGAAGCUCCCGCCGCUCGAGCACGUCGUCCCCAGCGGGAUCCUGCCGCCGCCGGCCGAGUACGGCGGCGACUGGGACGAUCUUGACCGGCUGACGGCGUACGAGCUCAACAGCCUCUCUGACCCCACGUUGGUCAAGACGACGAACGGCAUGUCCUAUAUCGCCGACGAGCUCGGUGGCGCCACCUCCUACUCUGGCGGUGUCUCGCUGUACACUCCCUCCGUCACCGGGGCCGGUGACGGCGACCUGUGGAGCCUGACGCGGCCGGUGUCAUCGCUACACGCAGACUUGACGAGGUCCUGUUUUAAGGCUGUCGGAUGCUGACACUGUCCUAGCGGACCAAACUAGCCUUUUUUUCUAUAAGGAAAUUUUUCAUAUAUCAAGCUAAUACCAUCGCACCAAAUGAAUGUGUAGAUUCUAGUACUCCUGAACUAAAA